Molecule: messenger RNA, 3010 nt
Organism: Manihot esculenta (cassava)
Lineage: Eukaryota; Viridiplantae; Streptophyta; Magnoliopsida; Malpighiales; Euphorbiaceae
Product: 1,4-alpha-glucan-branching enzyme 1, chloroplastic/amyloplastic
Exons: 22
Coding region: 82-2628 (848 amino acids)
Biological process (GO): starch metabolic process; glycogen biosynthetic process
Cellular component (GO): cytoplasm
Molecular function (GO): 1,4-alpha-glucan branching enzyme activity; hydrolase activity, hydrolyzing O-glycosyl compounds; cation binding
Source: RefSeq, a predicted model, not a curated record
UGCUUUCCGUUUAUUUCCAUAUAUAAAAUAUCAAAUCUAAUCACUUGCGCCAUUUCUAUCUCUCUCCAAACUCUCACCGAAAUGGUAUACUACACUGUAUCAGGCAUACGUUUUCCUUGUGCACCUUCACUCUACAAAUCUCAGCUCACCAGCUUCCAUGGCGGUCGAAGGACCUCUUCUGGCCUUUCCUUCCUCUUGAAGAAGGAGCUGUUUCCUCGGAAGAUCUUUGCUGGAAAGUCCUCUUAUGAAUCUGACUCCUCAAAUUUAACUGUCUCUGCAUCUGAGAAGGUCCUUGUUCCUGAUGAUCAGAUUGAUGGCUCUUCUUCUUCAACAUAUCAAUUAGAAACCACUGGCACAGUUUUGGAGGAAUCCCAGGUUCUUGGUGAUGCAGAGAGUCUUGUGAUGGAAGAUGAUAAGAAUGUUGAGGAGGAUGAAGUAAAAAAAGAGUCGGUUCCAUUGCAUGAGACAAUUAGCAUUGGAAAAAGUGAAUCUAAACCAAGGUCCAUUCCUCCACCUGGCAGUGGGCAGAGAAUAUAUGACAUAGAUCCAAGCUUGGCAGGUUUCCGUCAGCAUCUUGACUACCGAUAUUCACAGUACAAAAGGCUGCGUGAGGAAAUUGACAAGUAUGAAGGUGGUUUGGAUGCAUUCUCUCGUGGAUUUGAAAAGUUUGGUUUCUUACGCAGUGAAACAGGAAUAACUUAUAGGGAAUGGGCACCUGGAGCUACGUGGGCUGCACUUAUUGGAGAUUUCAACAAUUGGAAUCCUAAUGCAGAUGUCAUGACUCGGAAUGAGUUUGGUGUCUGGGAGAUUUUUUUGCCAAAUAACGCAGAUGGUUCACCACCAAUUCCUCAUGGUUCUCGAGUAAAGAUACGCAUGGAUACUCCAUCUGGCAUCAAAGAUUCAAUUCCUGCUUGGAUCAAGUUCUCAGUUCAGGCACCUGGUGAAAUCCCAUACAAUGCCAUAUACUAUGAUCCACCAAAGGAGGAGAAGUAUGUGUUCAAACAUCCUCAGCCAAAGAGACCAAAAUCACUUAGGAUUUAUGAAUCUCAUGUUGGAAUGAGUAGUACGGAGCCAAUAAUUAACACAUAUGCCAACUUUAGAGAUGAUAUGCUUCCUCGCAUCAAAAAGCUUGGCUACAAUGCUGUUCAGAUCAUGGCUAUUCAAGAGCAUUCCUAUUAUGCUAGUUUUGGGUACCAUGUCACAAACUUUUUUGCACCUAGCAGCCGAUUUGGAACUCCUGAUGAUUUGAAGUCUUUAAUAGAUAAAGCUCAUGAGUUAGGGCUGCUUGUUCUCAUGGAUGUUGUUCAUAGCCAUGCGUCAAAUAAUACGUUGGAUGGGCUGAACAUGUUUGAUGGUACGGAUAGUCACUACUUCCACUCUGGAUCACGGGGUCAUCAUUGGUUGUGGGACUCUCGCCUUUUCAACUAUGGAAGCUGGGAGGUGCUAAGAUUUCUUCUUUCAAAUGCAAGAUGGUGGUUGGAGGAGUACAGGUUUGAUGGUUUUAGAUUUGAUGGGGUGACUUCAAUGAUGUACACUCACCAUGGGUUGCAGGUAGCUUUUACUGGCAACUACAAUGAGUACUUUGGAUAUGCAACUGAUGUAGAUGCUGUGAUUUAUUUGAUGCUUGUGAAUGAUAUGAUUCACGGUCUUUUCCCUGAGGCUGUUACCAUUGGUGAAGAUGUUAGCGGAAAGCCAACAUUUUGCAUUCCAGUGGAAGAUGGUGGUGUUGGAUUUGAUUACCGUCUCCACAUGGCCAUUGCCGAUAAAUGGAUUGAGAUUCUUAAGAAGAGAGAUGAGGACUGGAAAAUGGGUGACAUUGUGCAUACACUCACCAACAGAAGGUGGUUGGAAAAAUGUGUUGCUUAUGCUGAAAGUCAUGACCAAGCUCUUGUUGGUGACAAAACUAUUGCAUUUUGGCUGAUGGACAAGGACAUGUACGACUUCAUGGCUCGUGACAGACCAUCUACUCCUCUUAUAGAUCGUGGAAUAGCAUUGCACAAAAUGAUCAGGCUUAUUACCAUGGGCUUAGGCGGAGAAGGAUAUUUGAAUUUUAUGGGAAAUGAAUUUGGACAUCCUGAGUGGAUUGAUUUUCCAAGAGGGGAUCGACAUCUGCCCAAUGGUAAAGUAAUUCCAGGGAACAACCACAGUUAUGAUAAAUGCCGUCGUAGAUUUGAUCUAGGUGAUGCAGACUAUCUAAGAUAUCAUGGAAUGCAAGAGUUUGAUCAGGCAAUGCAACAUCUUGAAGAAGCCUAUGGUUUCAUGACUUCUGAGCACCAGUAUAUAUCACGGAAGGAUGAAGGAGAUCGGAUCAUUGUCUUUGAGAGGGGAAACCUUGUUUUUGUAUUCAACUUUCAUUGGACUAACAGCUAUUCAGAUUACCGAGUUGGCUGCUUCAAGUCAGGAAAGUACAAGAUUGUUUUGGACUCAGAUGAUGGCUUGUUUGGAGGCUUCAACAGGCUUAGUCAUGAUGCCGAGCACUUCACCUUUGACGGGUGGUAUGAUAACCGGCCUCGGUCCUUCAUGGUAUAUGCACCAUCUAGGACAGCAGUGGUCUAUGCUUUAGUAGAAGAUGAAGAGAAUGAAGCAAAGAAUGAAGUAGAAAGUGAAGUGAAACCAGCCUCCGGCUGAGAUAGAUAUUUAGUAAGAGGAUCCCCUAAAGCAGGAAUGGUUAACCUGUGCAUCUGCAUUGAACGACGUAUAUUGAGACUGGAAUUGAUUUGCUGCUCAGGACACAGAAUAUUAAUUCCAAGGCUCAAGGCAGAGAUACACGCCAUAAUGCAUGAUCAUAUGAAAGCUGCAAAACUUGUAAAUCAUUUAGCAAGCUGCGUGCACUCUGUAAAUUAUAUGUAGUACUUUGGCAAGUCACGUUAUUAUGGAUACCAUGGAUGUCCGCUAGGAAAAAUUUUGUGUAUAUGCCUACUAGGAUUUUUAAAUCUCGCAUGUUCCACAUAAAGUGGUGGUUGAAUGUUGCGCGACUAUUUUUGAGUAAAAUGAUUGAAGUUAUUCUUCA